GGACGUGAAAGGGCAUUUUGGACACUAUGAGCUGUAAGACAAUGGAACAACCGACCCUCGAGCUUUGCUUCCAUGACGGCCUUGUCCAGGACAACAAAGAGGGAGAUGGCAGAGUGUUUGAUCUGACGACGUAGCAGCGCAAUCAAGCUGCCGUCAGUCCCAAUACCCGUGAGCACCGCGGUGCUGACAUGGGUUGCUCACAUGACAUGCCGAAAUACCUCAUGCCUUUUGAGGCCUUCAAGACAGCCAUGAUUGAAUGAGCUGGAUAGACUUCGUGAUGGCAAGAAUGAGGUGUGCGGGAUGGAUGGAUCAGCCAGGGUCAGGCUGGGGCCGACGAGAUUUGUUUAUAGCCAAGGUCCGGGCGCGUUCCCGGGCCGGCAGCGACGCCUGCGGAGAAGGCACGAUGCAACAACUCGACCAGCAGCAGCAGUCCUCAGUCGAAUGUCCUCAGAGUCGUACGAUGCGAAAUCCUGUCGCGUGCGUCUCAUGCAGGAGCGCGAAGCAGCGAUGUCUCAACAACCAGGACGGGCAGCCGUGCGAGCGGUGCAAGUCCAGCGGUAGGGCGGAGGUGUGCGAAUACCCUCCACCCGGCACCUCAGCAAUCCAUCGCAAGCCAAAGCGGCCACGCCCCUCAGAGGAUCUCGGAGACACGCCGCCAGGAACCGCAAAGCACGCAGCCAAUUAUGCGACGCCCACCCAGAGUCUAUACCGCCGCAAUGACGUGGGCGUGCCGAACGGCUUCAGCGGCGUCCACAGUCCCACGGCUGGCAAUGCCGCGCCCUCGCCGAACGCGGCAUCGUGGUCGUCGCUGCUUGACGGCCUGGACCCGUUCGAGCUGCUGACGGACGAGGUCAAGAACAGCUAUCUGCGCUGCUCGUACAAAUGGAGCUUCCACCACACGCCCACGCUGCUGCUGCGCAUCCGCGACCGCACGCUCGAGCCAUGGAUGGCCUGGGCAAUACUCGCGCUGGCGAUCCGCUUCGUCAAAGAUCCGCCGCCGCCGUUCCAGACGCAGACUGAGGCCAGCAAUGCCUACGCCGCCCACGCCCGCCAGAUCCUGCAGUCGGACCUCGAGACGCCGAGCAUCAGCCGCGUGCAGGCGCUCCUCAUGCUAACGGGCCACGACUGGGGCGCUGGAAACGGAAGGCGCGCCUGGAUCUAUCUCGGCAUGGCCAUCCGCCUCGUCGAGGUCAUGGACCUGACGCAGGAGCUCAAGGUGCCGCGCAACCGCAUGCCGACACGCGAGGAGUUCAUCGAGGCCGAAGUCCGUCGCCGCACCGCCUGGACAUGCUUCCUGAUGGACUCGCUGCUGAGCGGGGGGAAGGGCCGGAAGCGCUCGUUGCAGGCAGAAGACAUGGCCAUCCAGCUGCCGUGCGAGCGCGAGAACUUCGUCUUCGGCGAGCCGACGUGCACCGAGCAGCUCGACAGCAGCGUGCGCAUGCCGCCCGUCGCCCUCCCAGUCGGCGAGAUCGGCAUCAUCGGGUACAGCUUGCGAGCGGCCAACGUAUGGGGCAAGGUCGCAAAGUGGGCGUGCUCCGAGGACUUCAAGACGGAGCUGCCGUGGUCGCCGACGUCGCUGUUCCAGCAGCUCGUCUACGAGCUCGACCGCUGGAAGAAGUCGCUGCCCCAGCGCCUGCAGUACGACCUCUUCGCCCUCCACAGCCACAAUGCCGUCGAGCAGGGGCCAGGCAACGGAGGCAGUGCAGACGAGCGCCCGUACUCGUAUGACGAGCACAAGGACAUGUGGAAGAGCUGGCAGAAGACGUCGCGGAAAGAGCUGUUCAACGAGUCCUUCAUGGUGCUCGAGAUGCUGGAAGAGAUGCGCACCCUUUGGCUCGGUGUCAUGCUGUACUGCUUCAACUUUCCCAGCCCGGACGACGAUCCGCGCUUGCGUGAGAAGGCACGCCGCUGUGUGAUCAACGGCUGUACGUUCUUGAAGGAGAUGAGGACGCAGUGGCCAAUGGCAGAGACUUGGUUCGAGACCAUUAAGCGCAUGCAGGCCUACUACCGCUCCGCUCUAGGCCAAGACCCUCCGACCUCCCCAGAAGAGCGUCAAGUCUUGCGACGAGCCAUGGUCGACUAUGGCGCACUGCAGCCCUCACCCGUGCAGAAACAAGAGUCUUCUGGCAGCGUAGACACGUCCGGCGUUGCUAACAUUUCGCCGCAGAAGCCACUCAACAUGCAAUCACUCAACCACACCUUCGGCGCCACACCCCCUUCAGCUGCCCCAACACCCAAUGCGUACCCAGCGUCAUACGCAUGGAAUGCACCGAAUGAGAUACCCCCACUUGAAGCCGACGAGACUUUCAACCUUGAUUCCUUUGAUUUAAGCAAUGCAGAACUGGAGGAAAUGAUGAUUAAUGCGACACAGGAUUUCUGGGCGAGUUUUCCGGGCGAGGUUGGUGUUGGAUAUCAGUGAACAAAAUGUCGUUUAUGCUUUAUAAGAACUCGAUAACUUAAUGAACUCUCCU
Molecule: messenger RNA, 2471 nt
Organism: Parastagonospora nodorum SN15
Lineage: Eukaryota; Fungi; Ascomycota; Dothideomycetes; Pleosporales; Phaeosphaeriaceae
Exons: 5
Coding region: 257-2419 (720 amino acids)
Biological process (GO): DNA-templated transcription; regulation of DNA-templated transcription
Cellular component (GO): nucleus
Molecular function (GO): zinc ion binding; DNA-binding transcription factor activity, RNA polymerase II-specific; DNA binding
Source: RefSeq, a predicted model, not a curated record